AUGGAGAAUUUGUCGUGUCUGGUGUUGAAACCAGCAGCUUCUACGACGUUACCUGGACCUAGGCUUUCUCAAAUGGCAGCUACUGGUUCUGCAACGUUUGUUUCUAGCUUGUCAUUUCCUUCUUCCAUGGACUCUCAACUUCCAAAAACAACAGCAAAACGCUCUUCAAAACCCACCGAAAGGUCGUCUUCAGGAAUUCCCACAACCCCAUCAGCAACUACCAAUGUUAGAAACACAACCACGACCGUCUCUACCAAAAAGUUUGCUUCGACACGCGCUGACCCACGCGCCGUUUCUUCUCAGUUGCCCUUUAAGCUAAGCUCUUCAAGGAUCUCAUUUCCUUUGAAAAAUGGGUCCUUUAAGCUUCGUCAUGAGCCUCCGCUGGCCCUCUCUACUCGUGAACCCAAAGCUGCGGUGGUUACUAAAGACUCGUGGGAGAAAUCAAUAUUGAACAGUGAUAGCCCUGUUCUUGUUGAAUUUUAUGCAAACUGGUGUGGCCCCUGCAGGAUGGUCCACCGAAUUAUUGAUGAGAUUGCAGGAGAGUAUGCCGGGAGACUUAGCUGCUUUGUGCUCAAUACGGAUGAUGACUUGCCAAUUGCAGAGGAUUAUGAAAUCAAGGCUGUACCUGUGGUGUUACUGUUCAAAAAUGGAGAGAAGCGGGAGUCUGUUGUUGGAACCAUGCCGAAGGACUUUUAUAUCGCUGCCAUAGAGAGGGUUCUGAAGUCAUAAACAAUGAUAUAGUGCAUAACUGGGAUGUCCAGUAAAGGUUUCAGCUCUUCUUGCAUAUAUAUAUAUAUAUAUAUAUAUAUAUAUGUUAAUUGGAUUGUAAGUGCAUAACUUGUACAUCUUUUAGUUGUAUCUUGCUAGUUGUUGUUACCCACCAUAGCUUCCAAAUGGUCUCAAUGGCCCUUUUUGGUUCACGGUUGUCCUUUUUUACUGGAGUCUUGAAACUUAAAAACUGUUCUAUCAAUCCAAUCUUUGCGUUGCCCCCA
Molecule: messenger RNA, 992 nt
Organism: Theobroma umbraticum
Lineage: Eukaryota; Viridiplantae; Streptophyta; Magnoliopsida; Malvales; Malvaceae
Gene: ATHM3
Product: Thioredoxin superfamily protein
Cellular component (GO): cytoplasm
Molecular function (GO): protein-disulfide reductase activity
Source: RefSeq, a predicted model, not a curated record